AUGGUCCACGUCUUGGGGGUGCAACUCCCAGACUACCAAUAUGCAAGGUUUGCCUUGACUGCAUUCUAUGGCAUUGGCCAUAAAACUGCACAUCGACUUUGUGCACGUCUUCAAAUUCACGACAAGUGCAAAGUCCGAAGUCUAACACCCCAUCAAAUCACAGAACUUGCCGCGUUCCUUUCCUCUCCAUCUACUUCAACACCUAUUCCUCGCUUUCCAUUAGCCACGUCGUCCUAUAAACCUCCCCCGGCCUCCACCCCACUCGCAGUCCUGAAGGAGGAGACGAAGAAGCUCUCACAGAGGGCAUGGGCAGAUCCACUGAGAAACAUCAAGAUCGAGAGCGAAGCAAGGAGAGUAGUCAAGGAUAAUAUUGCGCACCAACGCAUGAUAGGCAGUUACGUUGGCAAGAGGCAUGCCAUGGGUUUACCUGUCCGCGGCCAGAAUACCCAAAACAACGCGCGGACCGCGAAGAAACUCAACAGGGUCGAUCGUCGUGGCUAA
Molecule: messenger RNA, 501 nt
Organism: Suillus plorans
Lineage: Eukaryota; Fungi; Basidiomycota; Agaricomycetes; Boletales; Suillaceae
Product: mitochondrial 30S ribosomal protein S13
Exons: 2
Coding region: 1-501 (166 amino acids)
Biological process (GO): translation
Cellular component (GO): mitochondrion; small ribosomal subunit; ribosome
Molecular function (GO): RNA binding; structural constituent of ribosome
Source: RefSeq, a predicted model, not a curated record